Molecule: messenger RNA, 2587 nt
Organism: Helianthus annuus (common sunflower)
Lineage: Eukaryota; Viridiplantae; Streptophyta; Magnoliopsida; Asterales; Asteraceae
Exons: 1
Coding region: 448-1542 (364 amino acids)
Source: RefSeq, a predicted model, not a curated record
AGUCUUUGUACCCACACCAACAUUUCCAUAUAAUAAUCGUCCUACCUAUAUUUCUGGACACGUGUCAUACUAAACCUUAAAGUUUCUUUCUUUAUGGAACCUCGUGUGUGACUCAUCCCUCUUUAAUUGUCUCAUUGAUGCUGCUAAAAUUCUCUUAAAUUUUCUUGAUUUAUGCUCCAAGUCUUGAUCUUUAGCUGUACCCAUCAUUUCUUUUAGGGUUCUUCAUCUUUGAGUGGCAAAAUCUGAGCUUAACUUUCAAACAGUUUUUCAAGAUUUCUUGAAGAAAAAGUUUCAAAGUCUUCAUCUUUAACAUGGGUAAGUUGUAAUUUAGGGUUUUCUUAAUAUCUAGUGUUAAUAACUUAAUAUAUAUUGAGGGUUCUUGUUUCUUGCUCUGUUUUCUUGGAUACCCAUAUCAUAUUUUUGAUCUUAAAGUCCAGUUAAGUCACUAUGGGAACUCAAUCAACUCAUCAAAAUGCUAUCUUGUCAAAGUCAAACCCCUUAGUUUAUGGUCAACGAGAUUUUAGUUAUUUGGUUAUAGGUAAUGGUAACAAAAAGAAUGAUAUAAUGGAGAAGAAAGAGGGGUUUAUAGGGGUUCUUGAAGUUUUUAUACACCAAGCUAGAGAUUUACACAAUAUAUGUAUAUACCAUAAACAAGAUGUGUAUGCCAAGAUUUUCUUGACUAGUGACCCUGAGGCAACUGAGUCGACUCAGACGAUUAACGGGGGCGGCCAGAAUCCGGUGUUUAACGAAAGUCUUAGGAUUAAUGUCCGAAAUAGCGAUUGUUCAUUAAGAUGUGAAAUUUGGAUGCUGAGUAGGGUUAAGAAUUAUCUUGAAGAUCAGCUUUUAGGGUUUGCUUUAGUACCGUUAUGUGAUAUAUUUGUCGAAAAUGGGAAGUUAGAGAAGGAGUUUGAGCUUUCGACUAGUGAACUUUUGCAUUCGCGUUCCGGUUUUGUUAAGUUAAGUAUGGUCUACACUGGAUCGCCACCCGAUGUGGUCGAAAUCCCGACCCCACGUUGUUUACGUGAUCAAGAUUCGGUUGAAUCGAAUCAAGUUUCUUGUGAACUUGAAAGGAUCGUGUUUCCAGAUCCGAAAGUGAUGAGCGAAAACGAAAUCAUGGUGUCUGAAUAUUACUCUGCACAGGGUGUGGUCAACGUUCAGUCAACCGAAAACUACGAUUUACUUGAUUCAGAUUCAACUGAUCAUUUGAUUAGUUCUCUUACAAACAAUGAAAAUGAAAUAUCUCCAAGCAUCGAUUCGGAAUCGUUGGAAAAGAAAGAAGAGAAAAGUCAAACUUUCGUUGACUUGAUUAAAACCGAACCUGAGGAGAAAGUGGUGCAGCAAGAGAUUGUAGACAUGUACUUGAAAAGCAUGAAGCAGUUCACCGAGGCGUUGGCGAAGAUGAAGCUUCCGAUUGAUAAAGAAACUGGAUCACCUGAUUCAGGGGAUCGAGAUAGUUUGGAGUCAAACGGAAAAAUGUCAAACGGGUCGAAGGGGGAGGGUCCAAGCCCGAAAGUGUUCUAUGGGAGCAGAGCAUUCUUCUGAACCGUGUUAUUUGAUUGGUUCGGUAGACAACUAUGAGGUAAUUUCAAGUUUUCUGUGCAUUUGAUGAGAAAUUAGAUCCAUAAAAACUUAUAUUCUCUGUUGUUUCAGACUUGUAAUAUAUGUAUGUAUGCAACUAUGGUAAUCGGAACUGGUUUAGUAUAAAUGGGCUUGGAUCAGUUUCGGGUCAAAUUCACGAACACAUUUAGCUACACGGGUCAUGUUCUUGUCGUCCUGACGGUGUCACAGAUUGACCCAUUUAAUUUGUUUGUUUUUUUUUUAAGUUAUUUUUAAAAAUUUGUUUGUCAUAGCUUAAACUGCUUGGAUUUUUUUAUGCUAAAAUUCGAAAGAGAAAUAAGUACAAGGUUUUAUAGUUCAAACGCAAUUAUUUCGUAUAUGUUUUAGAUUAUUAAUACGCAAAACAGUAGAAUAAAAUAAGUUUUUUGGGUUAAACGGGUUAUGUUCGUGUCAAUCCAAAAAAAAAAAAAACUCAUGUAUAAAAUUUAUGGAUUUGACCCGCAAACCCAUGAACACGGCCCAUUUAAAACACCUACACCUAGAGAAAACCGCAACUCAUGAACACGACCCCUUUAACACGCAUUGAAAAUACCUGAUGAUGAUAGAUACAUUCUUUACCGAAUAAGUAUGCGCUUGUGCCAAGUGAUCAUGUAUGUGGCCACUCCUUAUUAAAGCACCAACACUCAUUAAAGCACCAACGGCAAGCACGGUUCAAAACUGGGAGAUCAACUACUUGACCCGAAACAACUUCUUGGUGAAUGUUUGUUUAGAGCUCAUGUAGGGAUUAUAUACGAACGUUAAGCAGGUUUUACAAACAAGUAGGAUGACAAACACAAAGAUUUCAUUAGAACAAGACACGACAGACAACGCGACAUAAAUGAUCAAACCUCAUGAUUCAGCUCCAAAAACUUCACUGAAUGAUGGGUGUUUUUUUGUUUCCAAAAAUGACAUAAACUUGUAGUUGAGAUUCAAGAACACCCUUUUGUUGGUUGUCAUGAUGUAAAAGAUACAAAUCCACUUUCAUGUGCUU